Rotaria sp. Silwood1 is the source of this 787-nucleotide messenger RNA. NCBI's taxonomy places the organism in Eukaryota, Metazoa, Rotifera, Eurotatoria, Philodinida, Philodinidae. The record is from the annotation of a GenBank genome assembly.
UACAAAACGAUGGAAAUCAUUAAGAAUUUCUGAUGAUGAACAUACACCUGGUCAUGUCGAAUACUUUUGUCAAGUUUAUUCUUUAAUCAAUGAUUUUCCUCAAUUACAAUCAUUAGUCAUUUCAAAUUUAGACAUUCGAAAGACAUGCAUUAUUUUAUCUCAACUUUCAUCUUUAAAAACUCUUGUUUCGUUAAUAAUUAAAUCUCUAUGUGGUGAAACAAUGCCUCAACUUGAUCUUCCAAAUCUGAAAAAACUUGUUUUUGGUGCCUGUUCUCAUAUUGAUUGGAUAAACAAUUUUUCUCAACCUGAAAGUGUUGAAUAUACAAUAGAAAAUUGUCAUUGGUUUAGAAACGAUUUAUCAUGGCCAUCAACAUUAAGACAUCUUAAAGUUAUCUUUGAUUAUGAAGGAUGUUGGAAUUUUAUACAACGUUCACUUGUUCAUUUAUCAUUAUUAAAUACUCUUGAAAUAUAUCAAAGACAAAGAGCAAGCAUACCUCCUAAUGGUCAAAUAUGGGAACCCUUGAUUUGUUCAUCCCUUCCAUUAUUAAAAAUCUUCAAAUUUUAUUUCAACUUUGAAUAUUCAUUGCAAUCAUCUUAUCAAAUGGAUGAAGCCAUAGUAUCAUUUUCCACACCGUUCUAUACACUGGAAAAGAAAUGGUUUAUUCGUUGUGAUAUAUCUGAUCGUGGUCGUGCACUUCUCUAUUCAUUACCAUUUCCUUUCGAAACUUAUACAGCUUUGCAAGGUACUAACAUCAAAACUGUUCCAACUUUAUUAAGUCCUAUAUAA